This is a messenger RNA of Opisthocomus hoazin, 2970 nucleotides long. The record is from RefSeq and is a predicted model, not a curated record. NCBI's taxonomy places the organism in Eukaryota, Metazoa, Chordata, Aves, Opisthocomiformes, Opisthocomidae.
AUGGCCCAGCUAUACUACAAAAAGGUAAACUAUUCACCGUACAGAGAUCGGAUCCCAUUACAGAUUGUGCGAGCGGAGGCAGAGCUCUCGGCGGAAGAGAAGGCCUACCUCAGCGCUGUGGAGAAGGGGGACUAUGCCAGCGUGAAACAUGCCUUACAAGAGGCAGAGAUCUACUACAACAUCAACAUUAACUGUAUGGAUCCUCUUGGUCGCAGUGCCCUUUUAAUAGCCAUAGAGAAUGAAAAUCUGGAGAUCAUGGAGUUGCUUUUGAGCCACAGUGUCUAUGUGGGAGAUGCUCUGCUGUAUGCAAUACGGAAAGAGGUUGUGGGAGCUGUGGAGCUGCUGCUGAAUUACAGGAAGCCAAGUGGUGAAAAACAGGUUCCAACCUUGAUGAUGGACACCCAGUUUUCAGAAUUCACUCCAGAUAUCACCCCAAUAAUGCUGGCGGCUCACACCAACAACUAUGAAAUCAUCAAACUGCUUGUCCAAAGACGGGUGACAAUUCCACGCCCACACCAGAUCAGAUGCAACUGUGUGGAAUGUGUAUCCAGUUCGGAGGUGGACAGCCUGAGGCAUUCCAGGUCAAGGCUGAACAUCUACAAAGCCUUAGCCAGCCCUUCGUUGAUUGCCUUAUCAAGCGAGGACCCCAUCUUGACGGCCUUCCGACUGGGCUGGGAGCUGAAGGAGCUCAGCAAAGUGGAAAAUGAGUUCAAGGCUGAAUAUGAAGAGCUUUCACAGCAGUGCAAGCGUUUUGCUAAGGACCUUUUGGAUCAAGCACGGAGUUCCCGAGAACUGGAGAUCAUUCUCAAUCACAGAGAUGAUCAGAGUGAAGAGCUGGAUCCCCAAAAAUGUCAUGAUUUGGCAAAGCUAAAGGUAGCAAUAAAGUAUCACCAGAAAGAGUUUGUUGCUCAGCCAAACUGCCAGCAGCUACUAGCAACCCUUUGGUAUGACGGUUUUCCAGGAUGGAGGCGGAAACACUGGGCAGUAAAACUCUUGACCUGUGUCACCAUUGGACUGCUAUUUCCUGUGCUAUCCGUGGCAUAUCUGAUUGCACCGAAGAGCAGGCUGGGACUGUUCAUUAAAAAGCCAUUUAUAAAGUUUAUCUGCCACACCGGCUCUUACCUAACCUUCCUCUUCAUGCUCCUGCUGGCGUCGCAGCACAUCGUCAGGACGGACCUUCACAUGCAGGGGCCACCUCCCACCAUCGUGGAGUGGAUGAUCCUGCCCUGGGUUCUAGGUUUUAUCUGGGGAGAAAUCAAGGAAAUGUGGGAUGGUGGAUUCAAUGAGUACGUACAUGACUGGUGGAAUCUGAUGGAUUUUGCAAUGAACUCCCUCUAUCUUGCAACUAUCUCCCUUAAAAUUGUUGCCUACGUCAAGUAUAACGGUUCUCGCCCAAGGGAGGAAUGGGAAAUGUGGCACCCGACUCUCAUUGCAGAAGCCCUCUUUGCAAUAUCCAACAUUUUAAGUUCCUUGCGUCUCAUAUCGCUGUUUACAGCAAAUUCACACCUGGGACCCUUGCAGAUUUCUCUGGGACGCAUGCUGCUAGACAUCCUUAAAUUCCUUUUUAUCUACUGUCUGGUGCUUCUGGCUUUUGCCAAUGGACUGAACCAGCUUUAUUUUUAUUAUGAGACGAGUGCCUCGGAGGAACCCAACAACUGCAAGGGGAUCCGAUGUGAGAAACAGAACAAUGCCUUCUCCACACUUUUCGAGACCCUCCAGUCGCUCUUCUGGUCUGUGUUUGGUCUGCUGAAUCUCUAUGUCACCAACGUGAAAGCCAGACAUGAGUUCACAGAAUUUGUUGGGGCCACUAUGUUUGGGACCUACAACGUCAUCUCCCUUGUUGUGCUGCUGAACAUGCUCAUAGCCAUGAUGAACAACUCCUACCAGCUCAUUGCCGACCAUGCGGAUAUUGAGUGGAAGUUUGCACGGACGAAGCUCUGGAUGAGUUACUUCGAUGAAGGUGCCACUCUGCCCCCUCCUUUCAACAUCGUCCCGAGUCCCAAGUCAUUCUGGUACCUUUGCAAGUGGAUUCACAAUCAGCUGUGCCCAGGCACCGACUCUGACGAUGAACAGAAGAGGCAUGAAAACCUCAAAACAUUCACAGAACGGCAUGCUGACAACCUGAUUCAGAAUCAACAUUACCAGGAAGUGAUAAGAAAUCUUGUGAAGAGAUACGUUGCAGCAAUGAUCAGAACUUCCAAAACCAACGAAGGCUUAACUGAAGAAAAUUUCAAGGAAUUAAAACAGGACAUCUCAAGUUUUCGCUAUGAAGUUCUUGACCUCUUAGGAAACAGGAAGCCCCAGAGGAGAAGUUAUUCUACCAGCAGCACAGAGGUGUCCCAAAAGGAUGAAACAAAUGAGGAUGGUGCUGGAGAAAAAUCCAAAGCCAAGAGCGUGUCUUUCACUGUAGCCAACAAAAAAAAGGACUUCAAUGUAUCUGCUCUAAUUAAAACUAUGUCUGGGAUCAAUAUGGUGGAAGAGAAGCCAAAAAGCAACGGGAUCAGUAAGCGCUCCUUUGUCCGAAAUGGAAACAGAGUUCAGAGACUUUCCAGCUCCAAGAAGGAGUCCUUUAAGAGACUGGGCCUGCUUUUCUCCAAGAUGAAUGGACACGUACCUGAACCACAUUCAGAACCCAUGUACACUAUUUCAGAUGGAAUUAUUCAGCCACACUACAUGUGGAAAGACAUUAAAUAUUCUCAGAUUGAUAAAGAGAAAGAAGAGAAUUGUUCCAAAAGUGAAAUUAACCUCAAUGAGGUGGACUACAGCGGGAACACAAGACUUACAGGACAGAGCAAGGAGUGCCCUGUGGUUUGUACCAGCUCCCUUCACUGUGCUUCCAGUAUUUGUUCCUCUAAUUCCAAACUUAUAGACUCGUCAGAGGAUGUGUUUGACUCGUGGGGAGAGGCUUGUGACUUGUUUAUAAACCAGUGGAAAGAGGGGCAGGAGGAUCACGUUACAACUCGGCUAUAA